GUUAUGUGUGAAACAGCCUUGAGCUUGUCUAAGUUGUUUUAGCACAAGUUAAACUUUGAGUACCAGUAAGCGCCAACAAAAAGAUGACCUUAGACGCACCAGCCACAUAAUAAAGACUAUUUUUGCGUAUUAAAUGCAUAUAUUUAUGAAAAUAAUGAAUUUAAAAACAUGAACCUGUUACAUAGGAUACCUUUCUUUAACAUGUCAGAAAUGCCUCUUGGUUUUGGAUUGGAUUACCAACAGAGUAAUUCUACCACAUUUUAUAUGGUUUCACUGGAUAUUCCUCUUCCGACAUUUGAAGAGCUCACAGUUCCAGAGCUAAAACUCUCAGCUUGCCCAUUGUUGGCAGCAGGUAUACAUCUGGGGAAAUUCUGUGAUAAUGAAUGCAAGGAAUUUAUGCUAUGUCACUAUGAAACACAUGAUCCUAGAGCAUGUUUAGAACAGGGAAAAGCAGUGACUAGUUGUGCUCAAAAAUUCUUCAGACAAGUAAAAAAACAUUGUGAUGAGGAAUUUCGUAACUACUACACUUGUCUACACAAACAUGGAGGACCUUCUUACAGUUUGAAAAAUUGCCGUUCAGCUCAGUACCCCUUUGAUAACUGUAUCAAAACUCAUCUGAAUCAAGAACGUCCAGAAUUAAAUUACUUUAAUCGUGUUCGUCUGCACAAAACUGACCGACCUAGAUAUGAACCAGGAUUAGCUCCAAUGCCAGAAAGAAUUCCAGAUCUUCCAGAUUUCUCUUUAUCUGAAGAGCCUGCACGUUUGAAAGACAGGCGGAAAGUCAACGAAAUGUUUAUUUAAAACUGGUGCAGUGAUUGAUUGAACAAACAAACAAACAAAUAUGGUUUAAUCUUAUGCAAAUUAACACAGUUGGAUUAGCUUAGAAAGUGUUUGACAUUUUACAAAAUUUGUUGAUCUCUGUUGUCACAAAUAUACAUAUUCAGUGUAGUUAAU
This is a messenger RNA of Trichobilharzia szidati, 954 nucleotides long. NCBI's taxonomy places the organism in Eukaryota, Metazoa, Platyhelminthes, Trematoda, Strigeidida, Schistosomatidae. The record is from the annotation of a GenBank genome assembly.